GUGCCCCACCCGACAGAAGCAUCACAUAUCGAACGACGUCCUUAGCAUGAAGCUCCUUCUCCCGACCCUAGCGGCAAUGCUUGUACAUCAAGCGUCUGCCACGUGCUUGAGCACAUGCAACCAGCACACGUUGAACGCCGAAGAGGACUUAUGCACGCCAUAUCGCGACCAGUUGCCGCGCCCGACGCUGUACAACUUCUGCGUCGACGCAUUUCGCAAAGGUGGUCAGAGGGCCUGCGAAGAGUACUGUACUAACACUGGCGGGGCCGACGCGGUGUUGGGGUCGUUGCAAGCGCAGUCGUGCGACCAUCUGCGCACCACACGUCCCAAGGCGGCGUUGACAAUCUGCAACAAGGCCUUUCGCACAGCGACCACCCGUGCCAAGGCGUUUGUUGAAAGCGGAUCGAUCGUGGAGCCCCCCAAGCAAGUCGCUGCCGCCGCCGCCGCCCCCGCCCCGGCGGCCCCCGUCGAGCUCAAGCCCAAGCAAGACGCCAAGCCAGACAUCAAAAUCGAACCAAAGAAGAAGUCCCCGCUGGAAGCCGCGCGGGACGAAGCCAAGCUCGCGUUCGACACGGAUGCCUCCCGUCUCGGCGAGUUGUAAUACAUGUAGUACUUCUUACUGCACAGACUAAUAAUAUAUACUAACUAGUAUAUCUGUAAAACCGAAAAAAUAUAUAAUAUAUCAUAGUACUACUACAGUACUAAUAUAAAGAUAAACGUAAGAAAUAAUAAAU
Aphanomyces astaci is the source of this 734-nucleotide messenger RNA. RefSeq lists its product as hypothetical. Lineage: Eukaryota; Oomycota; Saprolegniomycetes; Saprolegniales; Verrucalvaceae. The record is from RefSeq and is a predicted model, not a curated record. The transcript has 2 exons. The coding region runs from base 47 to 601 and encodes 184 amino acids.